AUGGCUUCCACUGGUAUUUCAGGCAUUCAAAUUAAGCAACUCAAGAAUCCCAAACUUCAGACUGUGCCCAUCAUUUAUGCCGCACAAUCCAAUUUCUUGAAAGUUAUUCAAACAGUAUGGAAGGUCGGAAAGGAUGGAAUUGAAGCAGGAUCUAGCUUGGUGCCUGAUUCUAUUCCAAGACCGAUUGCCAGGAUUUCCGUAACUGUAAUUGCUGGGACCUUGGCACUCUUUGUACUGAAGUCAUUCCUGUCUACAGCAUUCUUUGCUCUGGCUGUAAUGGGACUAAGUUAUUUCGUAUUCAUAGCAUUGAAUAAGGAUGAAGGGCCAAAAGGGGGUGGUGGUGAAGGAACUACUUCUGUUGAAGACAGUUUAGAAGAAGCAAGAAGAAUUAUGGACAAGUACAAUCAUAACAAAAGGAGAUUGUCUGAGGAGAGUCGAGUAGUACUCGAAGGGUACCCACAUGCAUUGUUUGAUUUGUAUUACUUCGAACUGGUCAAAAAUCGUGCAAGAGAACAUGGCUAUGGAGAAGAAGAAUCACCAUCGAGCGAUGGUGCUGCUUCUAACAACAGCGCUAGUCGCUGCGCCGACCACCAGAUGCACGAAAAGGAGGAUAGGCAGAAGAUUUUUCGUCUACCUCACCUUCUUGGCACCACCACAGAGGUGGAGAACAAGGUGGAGAUUGGACUCCUUAGGAUGCUGUAG
Fraxinus pennsylvanica is the source of this 702-nucleotide messenger RNA. Lineage: Eukaryota; Viridiplantae; Streptophyta; Magnoliopsida; Lamiales; Oleaceae. The record is from the annotation of a GenBank genome assembly.